AUGGUUAAUAUGCAGAAACGAGAAUGUUAUCUAAGCAGAUUAUCACAGCGUGACAAAUCGCUGUCUUACGAGCCAGGAGUUGACUAUUAUGGUCAAACUUGUAACCCACUGUUAAUUCCUGCUCAACAGAAGCCUCCAGCUACCGUUCAACCCUCACAACUUCAAUACACAACACAGCGUUACACAACUCGAUACACAACAACGAAGUAUGUUUACUCACAAUACCGAUAUACGGUACCUUAUCCAACUACAACUCGAGCUCCACCAACGCAGACUUACACAACACCUCGACCAACUUAUGCCACCUACACAACUCGACGAACUCCAGCUCCCUACACAAUAUAUCGGCCAACUCCUGCACCAUAUACAAAAUCAGUUACUUACACCUAUGUAAAAAUUUGA
Molecule: messenger RNA, 402 nt
Organism: Enterobius vermicularis (human pinworm)
Lineage: Eukaryota; Metazoa; Nematoda; Chromadorea; Rhabditida; Oxyuridae
Source: the annotation of a GenBank genome assembly